UUGGACCCUUCCGCGCGGUGACAUCAGUUUCUGGAACAGAGCGAGAUGCCUCCCGGUCCCGACGUGGCGGACAAGGCGCCGGCGCCGGCGCCGCCGCGGAGCCCUCACCGGGGCAACGGCAACGGCGCCGUCAUGCCGCAGAGCCCGCUCCGCAUCAGGCAGGACGGCAAGUUCUACGAGCGGCUGCUCACCAAGGAGAGCUCCGCGGCCAACCUGUCGUUCCGGUACUACUGGGCGGAGCCGGGGGCGGUGCCGUUCGUGUGGGAGUCGCAGCCGGGCACGCCCAAGGACGUCGCGCGGAUGGCCGCCGCCGGCGCGCUCCCGGCCAUCACGCCGCCGCCGUCGUACCUGCUCCGCCACGGCAACGGCGGGGGCAGGCAGGCGGCCGCCGCCUCGGCGGCGCGCCAUGACCAGAAGAGCGGCAAGGCGGCGAGGAGUGGCAAGAAGCGGCGCUGCAGGCUCAAGCGGAUCAGGAUCGGCUUCAUCGCGGGCAUCUUCCGGAGGAUCAGCCUCGGCAAGGCGUGGCGGCGGUCGGCGCCGCCGGUCAAGGUGUCGUCCUCCAGCCGGUGGCUCUUCUCCUCGGUGGCCACGGAGGCAGGCGACCACAACCUUCACCAACAGGACGAGAUUGCCGUCGCCGCGCACGCGACGAAGCCGCACAAGACCGUGCCGUGCAGCUUCCCGAUCCCGUGGCUGCUGCGCUUCCGCUGCAGCUCCGGGAACCGGGGCGGCGGCGCCGACGGCUGGGCGUAGAGCGGUCGCCCUCAAGGGUGGUGACGCCGGGAAGGGAAUCCCAAGUCAGAAAGUGGUUUGUUAUGGUUACGAAUGACGUUGACGAUUGUGUUCGUGCAGAGACUUUGUUUAGAGUAUGUCCAGCAAGGCCAAAUUGAUGUUUGGUGUUGCCUAGCGAAGUGACGCAUGAAGGAGUUCUAUACCCUUGUGUUCAUCGUGUCUACAGAUCAUGAAGUUCACGAGUUUGGAAUAUCCCGUUAACGUCUAGCGCUUCAUGUUCAUAUAGUGUAUAUCUCCACUUUUGUUGUACAUGAAGGGCAGAUGGACGUUGGAAUCCUAUGUUGAUUCUGCUAGUUGUCGUAAUAUGUGAUGCUAGCUAUCAUUACCAUCAUCAUAUAAAGUGGUUGCAUGCAAU
Messenger RNA from Setaria italica (foxtail millet), 1147 nucleotides. RefSeq lists its product as uncharacterized. The record is from RefSeq and is a predicted model, not a curated record. NCBI's taxonomy places the organism in Eukaryota, Viridiplantae, Streptophyta, Magnoliopsida, Poales, Poaceae. The transcript has a single exon. Bases 46 to 753 code for a protein of 235 amino acids.